Coregonus sp. 'balchen' is the source of this 652-nucleotide messenger RNA. The record is from the annotation of a GenBank genome assembly. NCBI's taxonomy places the organism in Eukaryota, Metazoa, Chordata, Actinopteri, Salmoniformes, Salmonidae.
AUGACAGAUGUACAGAGGAAGUUGGUGAGGAUACUGAACUUAGUAGUGAAGCUGCGGUUAAUUAUAGCAGUGAAUUGCAAUCAACCCCCUCAGACAGCUCUUUGGGUCAUGACAAAAGUGCUCAAUCAGAAUCCAGGAGAAGAAAGAUGGGUUCAACUUCAAGGAAUCCUAGAGGUAGACAUGAGGAGGAAGAACAUGGAGAGAGUAAGAUGCAUAGAUAUCGUUAUCUUUAUGAUGAGAGGAAGAGGUCACAAUGGGAAAAUAAUAAAUGUUUGGCAUCGAAGAAACUGAGUUGGAAAUGUCUAUGGAGCCUAAAGGUAGCGCCAGUGGAGACGAGAAAGAAGGAGAGCAGAUGGAAAAGGAGAAUUUCCAAACGGAGGAAGACACAGAAAACAUAGAAGAGACAGGAGAGAGGUUAGAUUGGGAAAUGGGAACAGUGGAAGGAUCUGGUGUUGAAACAUUGGAAGAGUCACUGAUGUUAUUGGAACCGGAACAUAGAGCCAAUGGGGAGAGUAAUGGAAUGGAUGAAGAAAGUCUGAUUGAACCCACCCCUUUUGACAAAGACAUCGAUUCAUUUGGUAUUGCAGAUCAAUUCUAUAACCAAGAGAAAGGCAACAGAGUCACCGUAGAAACUGCCAAUACAGAAACUUAG